UUUCAUUUCAUUACUAUCCGUUAUCAUUCUAAGCCUUUCUAUCACUCAUAUCUCAUUCUCAUUCUCCAUUUGUAAACACAAGAGUUUCAUAGCAAAGAUGUUGGGAAUUUUCAAGGAAAAGUUGAUCAAUGCACCCAAGGAGCUGAACAGUCCAGCUUCUUUGAUUUCUCAAACAAAGCCUAAGCAAAGUCAUGAAAUCCUCAACAAUUUCAUGUCCUCCUGCACCAGUUCCUCCUCCAAUCCUUUCUUCAUGAGCUUUGGAAAUGAUGCUGUGCUAGCCUAUUCCCCUUCAAAGAAACCCUCCAUUCAUCAGAGGCUGUUUAGUGGUUUGGACAACAUAUACUGUGUUUUCUUGGGUAGCCUGCACAACCUUAGCCAGCUGAACAAGCAGUAUGGGCUGUCAAAGGGAACCAAUGAGGCCAUGUUUAUCAUUGAAGCUUAUCGUACCCUUCGCGACAGGGGUCCUUACCCAGCAGAUCAGGUCCUCAAAGAACUUGAAGGAAGUUUUGGAUUUGUGAUCUAUGACAACAAGGAUGGAACAGUUUUUGUUGCAUCUGGUUCUGAUGGCCAGGUUGGGCUCUUCUGGGGUAUUGCAGCUGAUGGUUCAAUUGUCAUUUCUGAAAACCUGGAGCUUGUAAAAUCAAGCUGUGCUAAAUCAUUUGCACCAUUCCCAACUGGGUGUUUGUUUCAUAGUGAGCAUGGUCUUCUGAGCUUUCAGCAUCCAACUAAGAAGAUGAAAGCAAUGCCUAGGAUUGACAGUGAGGGGAUUAUGUGUGGAGCCAACUUCAAUGUUGAUUCUCAAUCAAAGAACCAGAUGAUGCCUCGUGUUGGAAGUGAAGCUAAUUGGGCUAUUUGGGGCUCUGAAGCUUGAUUAAUUUGAUCAUAAUCUAAGUUAUUUUCUUUUCUAUUUUGGGUUUUAUUCGUUUUGGCAAGGGCAACUUAAUAUGAUUAGAGUGGUUGACUUCUAAUGUUUGCUUUUAGGCCUUUUGGAAUAUCUAGCUUUUCUCGUUUGGCUCCAUUGUUGUGUACAUAUCUAUGUAGCGACUAUGGUAAUUUCCACUAUGAAUAACAGAAAUUUGAGUUUUCACUUA
Lotus japonicus is the source of this 1091-nucleotide messenger RNA. Its product is annotated as stem-specific protein TSJT1-like. NCBI's taxonomy places the organism in Eukaryota, Viridiplantae, Streptophyta, Magnoliopsida, Fabales, Fabaceae. Bases 98 to 871 code for a protein of 257 amino acids. The record is from RefSeq and is a predicted model, not a curated record. The transcript has 4 exons.